Messenger RNA from Juglans regia (Persian walnut), 1064 nucleotides. RefSeq names its product glutathione S-transferase DHAR2-like. NCBI's taxonomy places the organism in Eukaryota, Viridiplantae, Streptophyta, Magnoliopsida, Fagales, Juglandaceae. Gene Ontology annotation, molecular function: glutathione dehydrogenase (ascorbate) activity. Gene Ontology annotation, biological process: ascorbate glutathione cycle; cellular oxidant detoxification; protein glutathionylation. The transcript has 6 exons. The coding region runs from base 255 to 896 and encodes 213 amino acids. The record is from RefSeq and is a predicted model, not a curated record.
AACCGGGACUCUAGUUCGACUGAGCGACUCUAGAAGGCCCAAGGGUAUUCUAUACUUUCAGUAGCAAAGGCGUGAACUUUCUAGUGAACAAGAUUGGACCGUUCGCAAAACUUGAAACCACCAUUAAUACAUAUCUCAACCUACAAAGCUUAUAUAAGUCUAGCCCAUGCGAGUGCAUACCAAUUGCCAUCCCGUCGCCAAUAACGCUGAGCUUCUCUAUUAACGCCGCCCCCUCACUCCAAAAAAAAAAAAAAAUGGCUCUCGAGGUAGCUGUCAAGGCUGCCGAUGAUGCACCUGAUAUUCUUGGAGACUGCCCGUUUUCCCAGAGAGUCCUUUUAACUUUGGAGGAGAAGAAAAUCCCGUACAAGUUGCACCUCAUCAAUUUAAAUGGCAAACCCCAAUGGUUUUUAGAGGUGAACCCGGAAGGGAAGGUGCCGAUCAUGAAGUUCGAUGACAAAUGGGUGUCUAACUCUGAUGAUAUUGUCGGGAUUCUCGAGGAGCGGUACCCUGAACCCUCUCUCACUACUCCUCCUGAAUUCGCUUCUGUGGGAUCGAAGAUUUUUGAGGCCUUUGUGAAAUUCUUAAAGAGCAAGGAUCCCAAUGACGGAUCAGAACAGGCUUUGCUUAAUGAAUUGAAAGCAUUGGAUGAACACCUCAAGGCACAUGGGCCAUAUGUUGCAGGUGAGAAGAUAACUGCUGUUGAUUUGAGUUUGGCACCGAAGCUGUUCCACCUCGAGGUGGCUCUCGGUCAUUUCAAGAACUGGACUGUCCCUGAAAGCUUAACUCAUUUCCAUAACUACAAGAAGUUGCUUUCCUCUCGGGACUCUUUUCAGAAAACCAAGCCUGCAAAAGAAUCUGUAAUUGCUGGAUGGAAGCCGAAGGUAAUUAAUGCAUAAAACGGUUGUAAAUAAUAAAAGUCCUUUCGAGCUUCAGAUAUGAACUGUGGUUGAGACUUGAGAACCUUAGACCAAAAAAGACAUGGGUUUGUUCCCAUGAUAUCCAAUAAAUGCAUUCUUGCGGCCUGUAUAUGCGAGCUAUGCAAUCAGUAGUUUAUCUAGUAAUGA